AUGGAGCAGCAGGGCGACAAGACGCGGCUGCUGCCGGACGACGUGCUGGCCGCCGUCCUCGGCCGUCUCGCUCCACGCGAUCUCGCCGCGUGCCGGUGCGCGUGCAAGGCGUGGCUGACCAUCAUCGACGCUCGCCGCAUACUACGCGCCGAGCUCCUCCCUCACACAUUAGCGGGCAUCUUCAUCAACUUCAACGAGCUCACGUACUCCGAGUUCUUCUGCCGCCCGCCGCCCUCGGAAGGCCUCGGGAUCAGACUCAGAGAGAGGCUCGUCGUCUACCGCACGAUGGAUCACUGCAAUGGUCUUCUCCUGCAGUACAACUACGUGGCUAACCCGGCCACGGGGUGGGAGGCGCCCUUGCCACGCCAACCGCCCCCGAGUCCAGGGCUGGAGUGCUUCCCCGACGAGGCCUACCUUGUGUUCGACCCCGCGGUGUCGUCUCACUACCAGGUGUUCCUCAUACCUCAGGUUCCUUACGUCGAGCUCGACAUAGCACCAUUUGAAGAUCCCUAUAUCGAGAUUGACCCAACAAUAUUAGAGUCGGAGUGGCCACCGUCGUCGUGUCCUUUACGAGUCUUCUCUUCGUUGACUGGACGAUGGGAGGAGAGGCAGUUUGUAAGAGAAGGGGAGGCUGCAGGAACCGUGGCCCACUUGGCAACGGACGACUAUUUAGAGGACACGCGGCACGGCGUUUAUUGGCGUGGGGCACUUUAUGUACACUGCACAAAUUCUUUUGUUAUGAGGUUGUGUUUAGCAAAUAACACGUAUCAGGUAAUUAAAACACCGAGAAGUUUUGAACCUGGGAAUUGCGGACAAUGCCUUCUAGGAAAAUCGGAAAAGGGGGUAUAUUAUGCAUCACUACCCAGAAGAAGUAUAUAUUCUCUCCAACUUCAGGUAUGGAUCCUUGACGAAUCGAGCGGAUGCGCCAAGUGGGUUUUAGAGCACGACAAAGACAUCAAGCCACUGGUGCCAUGUCUAAACGAAGAUCAACAACUUCACGGCCCAUGGAUCUUCCAGGAUGUUAACUACAAUGAAGAGAAGUAUAGGAAACUCUACAACAAUCAUGAGUCCAUGGUAAUAGACGACGAUCUUGAAUGGAACUCCGAUAAUGAUGCCCUGGAUAUUGGAGAUACAGCCGACAAAGGCGGGUGCAAUUAUAUUUCCUUCCUUGCAUUUCAUCCUUUCAAACAAAUCGUCUUCUUGAGUAGCAAGUUGAACAGAGGAUUGGCGUACUAUUUAAGCACCUCCAAGGUUGAAGUCCUUGGUAACUUAGGCCCAAAAUAUUAUAGUGAUAUUGCAGGCCCACGUGGACUUAUUGAAGCAUCUUUUCCAUACACUCCUUGUUGGAUGUGA
Molecule: messenger RNA, 1353 nt
Organism: Lolium perenne
Lineage: Eukaryota; Viridiplantae; Streptophyta; Magnoliopsida; Poales; Poaceae
Molecular function (GO): protein binding
Source: RefSeq, a predicted model, not a curated record